AUGGCAACUUCUUUCUUCUGUCAACAUCACAUUGAUGGAAGGGAGAAUGUCAUACUGCAGUGCUCUUGCUUGAAAAUACGAGGAGGAAGUGGUGCAGCAUUUGAUAGGACUGAUGAUGAUUUUCCCGUCAAAGAGGAUGGUAUGGGGGAUGUGAAAGGCUUCCCCCUGGAGCAAACUUGUGAUGGUUCCCUUAAGAAAAGAAAUGCCAAGCAAGCUGACAACCUGUCAGAGGGAAGAGAUAGAAAUGAUCCAUUGAAAAGACCACGAAUUGUGAAAAGAAAAGGACUGCAGGGCAAUCUAUCUGGAGGAGAGCUCCAUGCAGAGAUAGGCAGAGCAAACGAGACGAUUGCUAGGGUGAAUCAUGAGAUCGCCAAGGUAGAAAGUGAGAUCGCCAGUGUGAAUCAGGAGAUUGGUGUGGUUGUGUCAAAGAUUGAAGAGGCAGAUAGGAAUGUCAUGGACCCUUACAUCAGCAUGCCAAAGUACUGGCUUGAUGAGAAGAAGCAGCUUCGAAAGGAGAAGAGGCAGCUUCUAAAGAAGGAGACCAAGCUUCUAAAGGAGAAGAGGCAGCUUCGAGAUGAGAAGAAGCUAUUUCUAGAAGAGGAAAAGCAGCUUCGAGAAAAUGAGAGGCAGCUUCUCGGAAUAUUCGACGACAAGGGAGCUCGGUAUGGAAAUCUUUUACUGAAAACAAACAACGAAGAUGCUAUGUUAGCUUUCUUGAACGAGCUCUACCACACUGCACGCUCAGGGAAGACCUUUGUGGCUAAUGAGAAAGUCAGGUUUUCUACAUGGCUGGGAGGUGAAGAGUUGUUUGGAAAGCAGCUUUUCCUUCGAGAGUUUUACUUCAAGAUGAUGCGAAUAAUUGUAGAUCAAUUCAACCUGGACCCAGAGACUCUGAAGGACAAGCGUCCACAACAAACUUUUCAUCCCUUGAUCUUUACAGGUACUCCAGGGAUCGGGAAGUCGUGCUUUGCCCACUUCUUGUUUCUUCAUCUUCUCCGGACUGAUGUGCAAGUGGUGUAUCAGAAAGGGAUCAAGCAUUGGUACUUUCACAAAGGAAAAUGGAGCCGAAUUGCAAAUGACGAAGCUGAUAUUCGUCGAUUUCUUGAAGAUUCUCGCGUGUGGUACAUCUGUGACCUAUACAAGAAAAUGGGGACCUAUGUGAUAACAAGUACGGCAAAAACCAUCAUAAUCACGUCGCCCAAGCACAAAUGGUUCACUGACAUUGAGAAGAAUCAUGGGGCACAGACAUACUUCAUGCCAGUGUGGUCAGACAAGGAGAUGGCAGCCUUCAUUGAGAUGCAAGAGGGGCGGAUUAGCGAGAAAGAGGCGAGGGGGAUAAUUAAGGACUGGGGAAACGUGCCGAGGAAUCUCGUAUUAAGACCUGUACGGACAAUUAAGAAACUUUGCCAGCAAAUAUCUUCGGUGAAAGAAUUGCAAGCAACCAUGGACGCAGCAGAAGGUGAUGACCUGGGAAUGCCAUCGAGACUGAUUCACCUUAUACCUAACGCUGAUUGUAAGACCUUCCACCCCAGGAUAUGCUCAAUGAAGGCUAAAACAAUCAUCUAUGAGCGACUUGUCCGAGAUGAUUGGGAUCGACUUGUAGAAUUUGCUAUUUCGAAUUCUGGCGAAGCUUUUGAGUUUGUUGUACAUGAGGUGCUUAAGAAAGGAAGAAAGUGCGAGCUUCGAAUGCUGCGGUCGGAUGGAGAUGAAGAGGCUGCGGUUCAAUCACUGGACUUGAAGCCACAAGCAUACUAUGAGUUUCCGACAAAACGUCAUCAAUUGCAGGAGUGGAAGAUCAUGCACAAUACAUAUUGUAAGCCCAAGACUCCAUACUUCCCUUGCAUCGAUGCCCUGCUCUUGGCAGAGAGCGGGGUACUAUUCAUGUUUCAGAUCACGCGGGCGGUGAAACAUCCUAUCAAACUUGGACCAUUUUGUGACAUCUUGCAAAGUCUGCGUGCAAAGAACGAGUUUAAAAGGAUAUGCUUUAUGUUUGUUCUGCCUUCAACGAAUGAAAAAAAGAAAAAAGCAUUUUCGGGAUUCACAAAAAAGGGAGCGAAGCCAAGCGAGUGGGCAGUGGUCGGCAAGCUCGCUCAGUACAUCAUGUAUUUGUCUAAGGACGACUUAGCGCAGAGGCCCAAGGGUUUUAUGCCCAUUCCGCCACCCACGCAGUAA
Guillardia theta CCMP2712 is the source of this 2172-nucleotide messenger RNA. RefSeq lists its product as hypothetical. The record is from RefSeq and is a predicted model, not a curated record. Bases 1 to 2172 code for a protein of 723 amino acids. The transcript is spliced from 2 exons. NCBI's taxonomy places the organism in Eukaryota, Cryptophyceae, Pyrenomonadales, Geminigeraceae.